Molecule: messenger RNA, 1121 nt
Organism: Fragaria vesca subsp. vesca
Lineage: Eukaryota; Viridiplantae; Streptophyta; Magnoliopsida; Rosales; Rosaceae
Exons: 4
Coding region: 357-1097 (246 amino acids)
Cellular component (GO): chloroplast
Molecular function (GO): fatty acyl-[ACP] hydrolase activity
Source: RefSeq, a predicted model, not a curated record
UAGUAUGUAACAUAAUUAGUGUGAGGGUCAAAUUUUAAACUAAUUUUGUAAUAUAAGCAUGAAAGUAGUGAUUCUAUCAACCAAUGAUGGAUAGAAUUGAAAAGUGGGUAGGGUCAUUUGAACCCUCUCACUCUCAUGUGGCGUACCUAGUUCCCAGAGUUCGGCUACACAAAUCAUUAAUGUUGCAUCUGGAAUUAUAAUUCAUAUGUAGCUAGCCUAGCUAGGUUGGGUAGCGUUAGCAGUUGGCGUGUUCAUAGUUCCUGCUGUCCUGUGUACUCCUGUUCUUGAUAAAAAGACGUCCUUCUCUGAUAUUCUCCAUACUCUCUACCUUUGCCCGGCAGCAGUCAGCAGCACAGAUGUUGAGGUUGCAGGCAUUUUCAAUUCCCGACUACAAUCCAGUUACCUUUCCCUCUUCAUGCGUCAUUCCUAGCUCGCUUCAUCUUCACCGUCAGUCAGUAUCUUUUCCAACCACACGGACGCGUCUCCGGUCACUCCGCAUCGUCAGGAUAUGCAGCACUUCCCUUGCAGGCGAUUUCGGAGGUGGCAUAGGAAUGAGUGGUUUUUAUGAUGUUGAGCUUAAAGUCCGGGACUAUGAGCUUGAUCAGUAUGGCGUCGUAAACAAUGCUGUCUAUGCAAGUUAUUGCCAGCACGGUCUUUAUGAACUUCUUGAAAGGGUUGGCAUGAGUGCUGAUGCAGUUGCCAGAACCGGUGAAGCAUUCGCGCUGUCAGAAUUGUCUCUGAAAUUCAUUGCGCCUCUAAAAAGUGGAGAUAAGUUUGUCAUAAAGGUCCGGAUGACCAACUCCUCAGCCGCUCGCGUCUACUUUGAUCACUUCAUUUUCAAGCUGCCAAAUCUAGAGGUUUGUCAUUAUCACUCUCUAAUUAUGCUGGCCCUUGACGCCGAGUUACCUACUGAUCAUGGCAUGGUUUCUAAACAGCCUAUCUUGGAAGCCAAGGCCACAGCAGUGUGGCUUGAUAAAGACUAUCGCCCUGUACGUAUUCCAUCUGAGGUGACAUCUAAAUUUGUGCAGUUUCGUCGCCAUAAGGAGUCCAAACACGUCGUGCACAACGGUGUUGGUGCUAGAAGUCUUCGUUUCUAAACCUUUUAAUCUGGUACCAGGAGA